AUGAGCAAGAGAUAUUUUGAUUAUCUAGAAGAUUUGAAGUAUUGUUUUGGAAAAAAAGAUAGUGAUUCAUUCUAUUUAUUAAAGGAAAUAUUAAAGAAAUCUGUUAAUGAAAAGCCCAUAUUGAGUAAAUGUUCCGAAAAAUUAGGAGUUAUAUUGGAGCUCUCUGAAUUUAUCAUAGAAUCUUUUAAACAAAAAGGCUUCACUCCCGAUGAAUUGAAACUCCUAUCCGAACUCUCAGUUUUACUAGGGUUAAUUAGAAAUAUAUCGACUGUUUCUCUUGAAAAUAGGAGGAUCAUUUCUAAUUCUAAGAUAUUCAAAAAUUUGAAUUAUUUUAUAUAUAUUAAACUUGGUAAUGAAGAAAAAAUGGGACUAUUUAACUUAGUUUCAUAUGAAAUUUUAAAAGUCUUAGACUAUCCAUCCCCAAAAGAUAUUUCUUAUAAUGCUGAACAUUUUAAAGAAUUUUUGCUCCUCACCAGCAGGUUUCUUCAAAUAUUAGCAAAUAUUUCAGUUGAUAAUAAUAUUGAAUACCGAAAAUACUUGUUUAAAGCUUUAUACCCAUUUGGUUUUAUUAAUAUAUAUUUGUCUGAACUGAUUUCUUUGGCUCUUGGGAAUUCAAUAAGUAUUAGAACUGAGACAUCUACUGUUGCUUGUUCGUUUCAUCUUAUUUACAAUUUAAUUAAAAAUAAGACAGUUACUAUGGAUGAAGUUGUAUGCAAGAAGGAGUUAUUUGGUUGUUUUGUUUUUGUUGCGAUCUCAAUGUAUUUUAAUACAUUAAGAUAUGCAAAUACUGAGAAUUUAAAGUCAUCAGAGUGGAUGUUUUUCUUUUUCAAAUAUUUGUUUUCUGAAAACCCAUCUACAUUUAGUGAUUUAUAUUUUUAUAAACAUUCAGAAGAUUCUACCAUCGAAUGUGACGCCUCUCUCAUUUAUCUAACAAUGCAGGAACCCUAUAUUAAAUUAUCAAUGCUUGAAAGCAACAAUAAAAAUAUAUCAGAUGCAAAAAUAACAAAAGAAAUUUUAAUUCUUCAGAAAUAUCUUUCAAAUACUAUAAUAACAGAAUACGAAUACAAGGAGAUUUUACUUGAAAUUUGUGUAGAAAUCGAAACCAAUACCAAUUUUAAACAAAACUUACAGGAAUCAGCUGAUCAAAACAUAAUUUCUCAAAUUCUCCUCUUAAAUGGUACUUUUGAUACGAUCCUUUCAGAAAUAGAGAAAGGAGUUUCCUAUCUGGAUCAGUUAAUUAAUCUUCAGAUUGAGAAUUAUUUGUCAAGUGCGAGAAGCAAAAAUCCUGUAGGUUUCAGUGUAUCAAAGUUUGGAAAUGUUAAAGGAUGGGUUUCUGUUCUAAGAAUUAAUACUCCUAAAAAUGAAAGUAAUAUUGAUUUUUUUGGUAAAGCACUUAUAAACCUUGCAGACUUAUUGAGAGUUAUGUUAAAAUUUAGAAAACAUCUAAUCAAAUCCAAGAGUAUAGGAAAUGAAGAAAUAAGAACUAUUUGGAAGCUAAUCAGUGAGGAGAUUUCUAUGGCCUCUAUCAUUCAAGCAAUUUCCACAAUUUUUUAUGGAAAUACUCAACUCCAAAAUUCAUUUACUUUAAUUCAGGAUGGUAAGUUCAAAAAAGAAUCUAUAAAGCUUUUAACUGUGCUUAAAGGAAUUGAAAUGCUCAUCGAAUGUACAACAAUCGUUGAUGAGAACCACCCUUUAAUAAGAGAAGCUGCAGUUUUUUCCCUGAGAUCAAUUACCGCAAAUAACUCGAAGGCUUCCGAGAUUAUUUUUAGUUUGGGUAAAAAAAAAGCAUAG
This is a messenger RNA of Cryptosporidium ubiquitum, 1791 nucleotides long. RefSeq lists its product as uncharacterized. The coding region runs from base 1 to 1791 and encodes 596 amino acids. Lineage: Eukaryota; Apicomplexa; Conoidasida; Eucoccidiorida; Cryptosporidiidae. The transcript is spliced from 3 exons. The record is from RefSeq and is a predicted model, not a curated record.